UCCUCCUCAGCCACAGCAGCAGCAUCCAUUAAGAGCUCCGGUGGUCUCAUCACUCCAUCACGCCUCUCCUCCCGGAUCCGCCGCUCUGCUCUGGGAUGCCCUCGUCGAGCGUCGGCGGGGAUUUGGUGAGCAGAGCCGAUGCGGGGGGCUCGGUGCCCGGGCUGAGAGGAGGAGCGGAGCGGGGAUGGAUGCGGGCUCUCCGGGAAAACAACAGUUUGAUCGUCGCUGGCUCUAGCUGCUAAGGCUAGCAGGCUAACGCUAGCUGUCCUCAGCUGUCCUCCGCCGGGCUGUCCACGCACGCGGUGUCCACGCACGGAGUGUCCACGGACGGUGCUUUUUUUCCCCCCGCGGCGGUCAGGAUGAGCGGCGGUCGCCCGGGACGGCUCUUCCGCGGAUAACGGAGCGUUCCGGGGCUCGAGGCUCCCCCCGCCGCCGCUAGUUAGCAUCGUUGACCUGUUCGAGCUCCUCCGGAGCAGAAGGAGAUGCGGGAGGAGCGAACCUGAACCUGGACUCCAUGAAGGUCAUGAGGCUGAGAGAAUGAUCAUGCUGGAAAAACAGAGCUCGACUCAGGAGAUCGGCGAGGAGGCGGAGGAGGACGCCAUCUUCACCAUCACGCUGAGGAAGGUGCAGCUCCACCAGUCGGCCAGCAAGGGGCAGCGGUGGCUGGGCGUGGACGCGGACGCCGCGCUCAGCCUGUACGAGACCUGCAAGGUGCGCACCAUCAAGGCGGGCACGCUGGAGCGGCUGGUGGAGUACAUGGUGUCCGCCUUCCGCGGCAAGGACUCCACCUACGUCACCAUCUUCCUGUGCACCUACCGCUCCUUCGCCUCCACCAAGCAGGUCCUGGACCUGCUGCUCAACAGGUAUGCGAAGCUCCAGAACGUGCCUGCAGCCUCGGCUCACAGAGUUUCCCACGACGACUGUACCGAGCUGCGAAACACGGUGUCGUCCAUCCUGGGGGCCUGGCUGGACCAGUACUCGGAGGACUUCUGGAGUCCGCCGUCCUACGACAGUCUGCACCAGCUGCUGACCUACCUCCACCUGCACUUCCCCGGGUCCGACCUGGAGCGUCGCGCUCGCAACCUGCUGGCCCACUUCCACCGCCGGCAGCAGUGCGAGCCCGACCCCGACGGCGAACACAUCGGCUGCCCCUUUGCGACGCAGGAGGAGAGCGGCUUUGAGGACGAGCUCCCGGCGUUCAGCUUCCUGUCCUUCGACCCCAUCAUGGUGGCGGAGCAGUUCACCCUGAUGGACGCGGACCUGUUUAAGAAGGUGGUCCCGUACCACUGCCUGGGCGGGAUCUGGUCUCAGAGGGACAAGAAGGGGAAGGAGCACCUGGCCCCCACCAUCCGGGCCACGGUGGCCCAGUUCAACUCCGUCACCAACUGCGUCAUCACCACCUGCCUCAGCAACCCCGCCCUGAAGCCCGGCCAGCGGGCGCGCCUGCUGGAGCGCUGGAUCGACGUGGCCCGGGAGUGCCGCAUCCUGAAGAACUUCUCCUCGCUGCGAGCCAUCCUCUCCGCCCUGCAGUGCAACGCCAUCCACCGCCUGAAGAGGACCUGGGAGGAGGUGUCCCGGGAGGGCUUCAGGACCUUCAGAGAACUGUCUGAGAUCUUCUCUGAUGACAACAACUACUCUCUGAGCAGAGAGCUGCUGGUCAAGGAGGGAACCUCCAAGUUCGCCACUCUGGAGAUCAAUCCCAAGCGAGCGCAGCGGAGACACCAGCAGCAGAGGGACCUGGGCGUGAUGCAGGGCACCAUCCCCUACCUGGGGACCUUCCUGACCGACCUGGUGAUGAUGGACACCGCCAUGAAGGACUACACCGAGGGCGGGCUGAUCAACUUCGAGAAGAGGAGAAAGGAGUUCGAGGUGAUCGCUCAGAUCAAGCUGCUGCAGCUGGCCUCCAACAACUACAGCUUCACCCAGGACGGCCACUUCCGGGAGUGGUUCGCUGGCGUGGAGAAGCUGAGCGAGGCCGAGAGCUACAACCUGUCCUGUGAGAUCGAGCCUCUGUCGGAGUCGGCCAGCAACACCCUGAGAGCCAAGAAGAACGGAGGCAUCAUGAAGCGCUGGAGCGACCGGCAGCUGACCGAGGCGGGCUCCGGCGGCGCCUCGGGGUCCCACCACUCCAAGUCCUUCGACCACUCCCACUACCGGCCGUACCAGGGCGGGGGAGGGGGAGGGGGCGGGGGCGGGGACAGCGGGGACGCCCUCAGCGUCACCUCCGUCAGCUCCAGCGGGUCCGACCUGGAGGACGUCAACGCCAGCUUCCUGUCGGACUCACCUGAGGGACACGAGAGGAAGACCUCCACCCCCUCGGUGAAGCUCUCUGUCUCUGUGUUGGGAAGAGAAGCUCCAGCAGCAGAUUCGACCUCCACGUUCUGGGAGUGCACGUCUCUGUCCUCCCUGGACACCUCUGGGAUGGGCUCCAGCUCCGGCUCGGCGUCGGGCUCCAGCAGCGCCUCGUCCUCGUCCGUCUCGUCGUCCACGCCGCUGUCGGCGUCGCGCUCGCACAAGCGCUCGGUGUCGGCCGUGUCCAACUACUCCACCCUGUCCCUGCCGCUGUACAACCAGCAGGUGGACGACUGCUGCAUCAUCCGGGUCAGCCUGGACGUGGAGAACGGCAACAUGUACAAGAGCAUCCUGGUCACCAGCCAGGACAAGACGCCGGCGGUCAUCAGGAAGGCGAUGAUCAAACACAACCUGGAGCGAGAGAAGACGGAGGACUACGAGCUGAUGCAGAAGAUCGCCGAGGACAAAGAGCUGCGGAUCCCGGACAACGCCAACGUCUUCUACGCCAUGAACUCCACUGCCAACUACGACUUCGUGCUGAAGCGGCGUGGGCCGGCGCGGCCGCCGCGCGCCAAGGCCGUGUCCAGCUCCACGCUGCCGCGCAUGAAGCAGAAGGGCCUGAAGAUCGCCAAGGGCAUUUUCUGAGGGCCGCCCCGCCCCCCCCCCCCCUCCGGGGUCCGGACAGGACCGGCCGUCGGGCCGCGCCCGGCCCCGGUGCAUUGUGGGAGAGCAACACUCGACUUGCUGAUUCAUUCCAUUUUGUUUACAACAGUUUCUGUGUUGAAGCGUCUCGGUGAGGGAACUGAUCCAGACCCCCCCCCUCCGUGCACAAAGCGCCCCCCAGGACCCAGACAGGCACCGCUGUGUGAGAGAGCGUGUGUGUGUGUGUGUGUGCGUGUGUGUGUGCGUGUGCGUGUGUGUGUGCGUGUGUGUGUGUUUUUGGGGUGCUGCAGUCAUGACUGAGCCGGUGCCUUCUCCCGGACACCGACCUGGAGGGAUUUGAACCCUGACCCUCGAGAGCCGCCAUGUUAGAAAGACUGAAGGAGACAGUCUGAGGUGGUCUGAGACCAGGUCCUCCAGACCCUCUGAGACCAGGUCCACCAGACCCAGACCCUCUGAGACCAGGUCCACCAGACCGUCGGAGGUCCGAGGCGUCGGGGUUUGCGGAGGAGCGGAACGUGCACGGCCGUGACGCGCCUGAACUCUGAAUGAACUGAGACCAGUGAGCUGGGAAUCGAACAAGCGACCGCUGUACAUAUCCCUGAGUCCGGAGCGGCUGCAGGCUCCUCCUUCCACAUGAACUCGUCUUUUUUUUCAUGUCUUUUUCCCGCCGUUUGCGUCUCUCUGAUUGGUGCUGCUCGUUCUUCUGAAGAGCUCCCGCAUGCCGCACUUCACCGCCUCGCCGGAGGACCCCGGCCCGCCGUCCCGCCCCGAACGCCGGCACGGCGCCCGGCUCCUCCAGCGCGGCGCUCCGCUGUAACGUCGGUUCCGGCUGUUCCGGUGACUCGAACUGAGGAUCUGAACACGGAGAACGUCCGGCUGGGUUUCUCCUCCACCGCCGCCGUCUGCUGCCUUUUAUUUCGUUUGUUUCUUUCUGUAUGAAGCUCGUCGUCGCCAACAGGAUCGUGAGAGAGACGCCCCAGAAGAACCGAGGCCGAACAGCAGGGGGCGACGUCGCACCACCGACGGUGAACACUGAGCUUCACCCUCCACUGCGCUGCCAGCAGGAACCAUGUGCCAAAAUGACCUGGAGAACCCGCUGACCCGGAGAACCCGUGUUGACCCGGAGAACCCCGCUGACCCGGAGAACCCGCUGACCCGGCUUCUCCUGGAGAACAGUUUACAGAUUAAGGCAGGAUGCUGUUCUUCAGCAGGUUUAUGUAGAAACUGCACUUUUCUCAUUGUUUACGUGGUUCUGGGGUUCUGGAAGGGCCUGAAGCAAACGCUGACCUGUGGACUCCACUUCCUGAGCAGAGCGAGGAGCUCCGCCCUCCCGCUCCGCCCUCCGGAACACCAUCAGUACAGCAGAGAUUCACAUUUCCAACAUCUUUUACUAAUUCACACCUUAAUCAAUGUUUUGUUUUGCUUCUUAAUGUUGUUCACACAAAAGAUUCUUCUCUUCUGAUUAAAAAAGAAAGCUGGAAAGGCCAGGUGGAGAAAACUAAAACAAAUUCCAAAACCUGAGGAAGUGAAGGUGAAAAAGGGAAAAUAGUGAAAAUGUGUGAAGAAGUGAAGUUUACUGAAAAGGCUUUAAGAGGUGGAACAGCUGGACUGAAUGUCUCCCUGGACAGCAGUGUCCCCGUCCUCCCCGUCUGGACGCUGGACGUGUGUCCUGCUUCCACAUCAGUCUGAAAGUGGUGAAAAUGAUGGUUUUUUUUGGUGAUGAAGGUUUUAGGCCUCUGAUGCACGGAGAGCUCUGCCAUCGUCGUCGUCGUCGUCGUCGUCUUGAGGUGUUGUCGUCCGUGGAGCAGGCGGACUCCGCCCGCUCCACCCUCCGGGGAUCGAACAGGCAGACUUCCCACUGUUGCUGAGUUUGAGAGGACCUAACCCUGCGAGUGUUGAUGUGACGUUGUAGCCUGUGUGGACCUGUCGUGAUUUGACCUGCCGUCGUGCUCACCACAGCUGGAACAGCUGGCGCAGUGUGUGUGUUUUCAUUUGAACCUCUGCUUUUCCCCCUAACCUGAGUUGGAGUGCCAUUUUCCACAUGACGAGGAGCGUUUCGUCCUCUCCUCACACCCCCUGUACAAACAACUGUCCCGCUUUAUUUAUUGAUUUGUAUAUAAAGAUUUUGUUUUGCAUUGUAGAUUCUCUCCUUUCUCGGUUAUAGAUUAAUAUAUUCAUGUAUAUAUGAAUAAACAUUGAGUUUAUAAAAGUAG
This is a messenger RNA of Salarias fasciatus (jewelled blenny), 5168 nucleotides long. RefSeq names its product ral guanine nucleotide dissociation stimulator. The coding region runs from base 538 to 2937 and encodes 799 amino acids. Gene Ontology annotation, cellular component: plasma membrane. Gene Ontology annotation, molecular function: guanyl-nucleotide exchange factor activity. Lineage: Eukaryota; Metazoa; Chordata; Actinopteri; Blenniiformes; Blenniidae. The transcript is spliced from 18 exons. The record is from RefSeq and is a predicted model, not a curated record. Gene Ontology annotation, biological process: Ras protein signal transduction.